Molecule: messenger RNA, 5651 nt
Organism: Hirundo rustica (Barn swallow)
Lineage: Eukaryota; Metazoa; Chordata; Aves; Passeriformes; Hirundinidae
Gene: PIAS1
Product: protein inhibitor of activated STAT 1
Exons: 17
Coding region: 411-2339 (642 amino acids)
Biological process (GO): protein sumoylation; regulation of transcription by RNA polymerase II
Molecular function (GO): SUMO ligase activity; zinc ion binding; transcription coregulator activity
Source: RefSeq, a predicted model, not a curated record
UUGAGCUCUUUAGGAAGUAAGCGGAGCUUUUAUCUGGUUGGGAAAGGAUGGCUGGAAGGGAGUCUGAGAGGAAAAUCCUGCCUGGAAAGCACAAAUCACUCCAAGAGUUGCUGCAGCAAAUCCCUGCCCCAGCAGCUCUGCCUGGCGUGGUUGGUAUGGAGCAGCGUGGCUGACCUUCCUAAAACUCAUUGAAUUUGGGGAUUUUUGGUGUUCAGAUUCUUACUGUUAGCGCCGAGCUUAGAGCUGCAUAAUCCGAGUUUAAAAUCGCACCGUCGCAGAGUGGUUAAGGCUGAAGAGCUUCAUCGUUCCCAGCCCGGUUCAGAGGUCUGGCUGUUUCCACGGAUGGGUCUGCAGCCGCAGAAUUCCCUGUUUGUGACAGGAAAUCUCCUGUUCGGGAGCCCGCAAAGCAAAUGGUUAUGAGCCUUCGAGUUUCGGAGCUGCAGGUGCUGCUGGGCUACGCGGGGAGGAACAAGCACGGCCGCAAACACGAACUGCUGACCAAAGCCCUGCACUUGCUCAAGGCCGGCUGCAGUCCCGCCGUCCAGAUGAAAAUCAAAGAACUCUAUAGGAGAAGGUUCCCCCAGAAAAUCAUGACCCCGGCAGACCUGUCCAUCCCCAGCGUGCACUCGAGCUCCAUGCCCGCCACGCUGUCACCAUCCACCAUUCCACAGCUCGGCUACGACGGCCACCCCGCCACGUCCCCCCUGCUCCCCGUGUCGCUCCUGGGACCCAAACACGAACUGGAACUGCCCCACCUCACCUCGGCCCUGCACCCCGUGCACCCCGACAUCAAACUGCAGAAACUCCCUUUUUACGACUUGUUGGACGAGCUGAUCAAGCCCACCAGCCUCGCCUCUGACAACAGCCAGAGAUUUCGGGAAACCUGCUUCGCCUUCGCGCUGACGCCGCAGCAAGUGCAGCAGAUCAGCAGCUCCAUGGAUAUUUCUGGGACCAAAUGUGACUUCACAGUACAGGUCCAGCUAAGGUUUUGUUUAUCAGAAACCAGUUGUCCACAAGAAGAUCACUUCCCACCCAAUCUGUGUGUGAAAGUGAACGGGAAACCAUGCAGCCUUCCAGGCUACCUGCCACCAACCAAAAACGGUGUGGAACCAAAGCGCCCCAGCCGACCAAUCAACAUUACCUCACUCGUCCGCUUGUCCACCACGGUCCCCAACACCAUCGUCGUGUCCUGGACCGCAGAGAUCGGCAGAAACUAUUCCAUGGCAGUGUACCUGGUGAAGCAGCUCUCCUCCACGGUGCUCCUGCAGCGGUUGCGGGCCAAGGGGAUCCGGAACCCGGAUCACUCCAGAGCGUUGAUUAAAGAGAAGCUAACUGCUGAUCCAGACAGUGAAAUAGCAACAACCAGCUUAAGAGUGUCUCUUCUUUGUCCACUUGGCAAGAUGCGCCUGACCAUCCCCUGCAGGGCCCUGACCUGCUCCCACCUGCAGUGCUUCGACGCCACUCUCUACAUCCAGAUGAACGAGAAGAAACCCACCUGGGUUUGCCCCGUGUGCGACAAGAAAGCUCCCUACGAGCACCUCAUCAUCGACGGGUUGUUCAUGGAGAUCCUGAAGUUUUGCACGGACUGUGACGAGAUCCAGUUUAAGGAGGACGGCUCCUGGGCUCCCAUGAGGUCCAAGAAGGAGGUGCAGGAGGUGACGGCCUCUUACAACGGGGUGGAUGGGUGCAUCAGCUCCUCCUUGGAGCACCAGGUGUCCUCUCACCAGCCAUCCAACAAGAACAAGAAGGUGGAGGUGAUCGACCUGACCAUCGACAGCUCCUCGGACGAGGAGGAGGAGGAGCCCUCGGCCAAGAGGAGCUGUCCCUCCAUAUCGCCGGCGUCGCCCAUGAGCAGCAAGGGCAUUUUAAAUUUACCCCACCAAGCUUCUCCUGUGUCAAGAACCCCAAGCCUUCCUGCUGUGGACACCAGCUACAUCAACACAUCACUUAUCCAAGACUACAGGCACCCAUUCCACAUGACACCCAUGCCUUACGACCUGCAAGGUUUGGAUUUCUUCCCUUUCCUGUCAGGUGACAAUCAGCAUUACAACACCUCCCUCCUCGCCGCCGCCGCCGCCGCCGUUUCCGCCUCGGACGAUCAGGAACUUUUACACUCCCGUUUUUUCCCUUACACCUCGUCCCAAAUGUUCCUGGAUCAGCUCAACGCCGGAGGGAGCAGCUCCCUGCCGGCCACCAACGGCAGCAGCAGCGGCAGCAACAGCAGCCUGGUUUCCUCCAACAGCCUGCGAGAGAAUCACGGGCACGCCGUGGCCAGCAGGAGCAGCACGGACACGGCCUCAAUCUUUGGUAUCAUACCGGAUAUUAUCUCCUUGGACUGAGUAUUUUUAUUUUUAUUAAAUUUUUUUUUUUUUUUUUUUUUUCUGUGAGGGUUUCGGGGGGUUUGUCAGGGAGGGACAGAGGAAUCGUGCUUUCGGUUUUUCCUUUUCUGUUCGCAGGGGAAAAAAAAAAAAAAAACAAUAAGAUGAGGUGGGUUUGGGUGUGUGGUUUGUUGGGUUGGUUUUUUUUUUUCCCUUUUUUUUUUUUUUUUUUUGGAAAGGGGGGAAAAAAAAUGUACGUGUACAGAGAACAAACAAACGAGAAAAAAAAAAAAGAAGUCUAUUUUGAGUUUUACUUUUGUAUAUAAACCUCAGAUGGCCUCGCUGGUAAAAAUAAGGAGAAAAAAAAAACACCAAAAAAAAAAAAAAUACAAAAGACAAAAAAAAAAAAAAAAAAGAAAAACAAGGAGCUUCAGUUCGUUUUUAUGGAUGCUGGAGAUUUUACACCCGUGCAUUUGUCAUGUGAGUUUCUUUUCUUUUCCUUUUUUUCCCCCCCUGUCGUUGGAACACCCAUGGCAGUAUUUUCUCCACAGCUAAAGAAACAGGAGAGGAGCUGAACUUCCAAAGCUCAAGCUUGGGGAGAGGGGAUUUUUCUCCUCUAGGAGAAAUUUCCCUUUGCUGGUGGAAUCCAAUUCCCGCAUUUUGUGCAGAUUUUCUAAUUCUGGCAGCAGAGCAGAUCCUGCAGCCCAGAACCUUUCAGGAGCGGGGUCGGAUUUUUGGGGAUUUUUAUUGGGCAUUUCUGGUUCCUUGUGCCCCUCCAUCCAGGCAAAUUCUCCUCUCCAUUGCCAUGCUUUAGUCAGGAAUGUUCCAGAUUCCUCCACGGAGCCGAGUGGGAGGUUUAGGUUGGAUUGCAGGGAGAAUUCUUCCUCCAGAGGCUGUGGGGAGUGCUGACAUUCCCAAGGCUGCCAGGGCUCCAGGAAUGUUUGGACAACGCUCCCAGGGACGCUCAGGGCGGGGGUUCGAGAUGCCCUGUGCAAGGACUUGGAUCCUCGUGGGUCCCUCCCAACUCAGAAUAUUCCACACUUGUGGGAUUCAGUCAUUCCUGAGGGCCUGACUCCGUCAGAUCCCAGCUGAAGAAUGUUUUGUGGCACAAAAUGUUCCAUUUUUUGUGUGGAGGAGCCCCAAAUCAAUGUUAAAUCAACAUCAAAUCCCAGCUGAGGAGUGACUUGUGGCACAAAAUGUUCCAUUUUUUGUGUAGAGGAGCCCCAAAUCAAUGUUAAAUCAACAUCAAAUCCCAGCUGAGGAGUGACUUGUGGCACAAAAUGUUCCAUUUUUUGUGUAGAGGAGCCCCAAAUCCCAGCUGAGGAAUGACUUUUGGGACAGAAUAUUCCAUUUUUUGUGGAUUGGAGCCCCAAAUCAACAUCAAAUCCCGGCUGAGGAAUGACUUGUGGCACAAAAUGUUCCAUUUUUUUGUGUAGAGGAGCCCCAAAUCCCUGCUGAGGAAUGACUUUUGGGACAGGAUAUUCCAUUUUUUGUGGAGAGGAGCCCCAAAUCAACAACAAAUCCCAGCUGAGGAAUGACUUUUGGGACAGGAUAUUCCAUUUUUUGGAAAUUGGAGCCCCAAAUCAACAUCAAAUCCACAUCAAAUCCCAGCUGAGCAAUGGUUUGUGGCACAAGUUGUUCCGUUUUUUGGGAAGUGGAGCCCCAAAUCAACAUCAAAUCCACGUCAAAUCCCAGCUGAGGAGUGUUUUGUGGCACAGGUUAUUCUCUUUUGGGGGGAAUGUUUUCUGGCACAGCUGUUCCCUUUUUAUGGGUGCAGCCCCAGACCAGAGCCUCGCUUGUGCUGGAGUUUUCUGUUCCCUCCAGCUCCAGUCCUGCUCCGAGCUUCCCAAACCCCUGAGCUGUGUCCGUGUCACCUCCUGGAGCUGCUCCGUGUUCUGGCUUGGCCUGAGAGAACCCCAGCCCCGCAUGGUCUGAGCAGCGCUGAGCGCUCACCCCGCCAAAAUCCCCGAAUUCCAAAAUCCCAGUAUUCCAGAAUCCCAAAAUUCCAAUAUUCCAAAAUCCCAAAGUUCCAAUAUUCCAAAAUCCCCAAAUUCCAGUAUUCCCUGUGCAGCCUGAACCCCAAACCCACCGGAAAAACCCAAAUUACUGCUCCCCAUCCAGCUCCUCUAGGGGUUAGCAGCUCAAAAUUCGCUUUUCCCUUGGAAUUCUCAGAUUUUUUAUUUUAUUUUUUGUUCAUCCGCGUUGAAUUCCCGGUUUCUUUUCUCGAAUUCCCGGUUUCUUUUCUCUUUUUUUUUUUUUUUUUUUUUUUUUUUUUUUAAGUUGUGCAUGACAUAGGAAAAAGAAAAUUUUUUGUUGUUGUUUUUGGGUCAUUUGAGCUGAUCCGUUCUUCUUAAGGAGUGGGAUGUGUAAAUAGCUGGAACGCAGAUUUUGUUGGGGUUUUUGUUUUGUUUUGUUUUGUUUUCGGGAGAUUCUUUAAAGUCGGAGAAAAGGGGGAGGGAAGGAAGUGAUUCUCUUGUGUCCCAAAGUCCAUGUCAGAGAGAGGAAAUGUUUCCUCUGGUGUAAAAAAUAUUUUUGUAACUGGUUGAAAGUGCAGGUAACGAGUUUAUCAGGAAAAGAAAAAAAAAAAAAAGAAAAAAAAAAAAGAGAGUUAAGGAAUACUAAAAUGAGCAGAUUCUUGUCUGAAUUUUUUUUUUUUUAAUGUCCAAAAAAAAAAACCCUAUUAAUUGCAAAUAGCUGCUUCAAGCAUUGACAAAGGGCCGCCUUUUGCCUAUGAAAUCGUCUCCAAAAAAACCCACAAAUAAAUAAAUCUUGCAUUGAUUAAAAAAACAAAAAAAAGGAAAAAAAAAAGGAAAAAAAAUUUAAAAAAAAAAGAAAAAAAAAAGAAAAAAACCCUUUAAUCCAAGUAGCAUUAGGUAUUGCUGUCUGAUCAGUCGUAUGGUUAUUCGAGAGGUUCACAUGACGUGGCAUCAAAAGAGGAAAAAAGAAAUAAUAAUAAUAAUUUUGUUUCUAGUGUUUUUACAGCAUCCCUCCGCCGCUGAAUAGUUGACUUGAAUUUUGGGGAAAAAAAAAAAAAGACAAAAAAAAAAGACAAAAAAAAAGGAAACUGUUGGUGUUUAUAUGUAUAUGUGUGUGUAUAUAUGUAUUUAUAGAUCCGUGUGUGUGAGUUCCAGGUGAGUUCCAUAGGGAAAUUUUUUUUUGUUUUGUUUCGGUUUUGUUUUUUUGGUUUUUUUGUUUUGUUUUUUUUUUCCUCUCUUCCCAUGCAUGUGUAUUUCAUACAUAUCUGGCUGAUAUAUUCUAUCUCACCGUACACCGAUUUUAUAAUUUAUUAAAUGUCAGUUCAAAAAAGGAAAAAAAAAAUUAAAAAAAAAAAAU